Messenger RNA from Cydia amplana, 1115 nucleotides. Its product is annotated as probable palmitoyltransferase ZDHHC24. Gene Ontology annotation, molecular function: palmitoyltransferase activity. NCBI's taxonomy places the organism in Eukaryota, Metazoa, Arthropoda, Insecta, Lepidoptera, Tortricidae. The transcript has a single exon. The record is from RefSeq and is a predicted model, not a curated record. The coding region runs from base 264 to 1097 and encodes 277 amino acids.
CAUUUACUAAUACACAAUUUCUCACUUUCAGGGCAUUUGUCCGACUCAACCUAAAACUGCUAUUAUAAGCUGAAUGUGCCUUCAAUUUAGCUAAGUAUCAUUGGUAGGUCUUUGUAAACAUCCGUUUUCAUUGGUAUUUUUUUGCAUGGAUUCUUGUGUUACUGCACUGUAUUAUAUUGAGUAAAUGUACUGCUCAAGUUACAAAAUCUGAUAAUAUUAUUGAUUGGGAUUGUUAACCGUUUUUUAAUCGAAGCUUGAGCGAAAUGUUGAUACAAUUAGAAUCUAUUACAAACAAGCCUAUAAAACGAGUUUUAGAGCACAUUUUUUACCUUUUAUUAAUAUUAAUCUUGAUCCCAGUAUUUGUCUAUUUUGAAUUGUGCAUUGUAUUACCAGCUGUUGAAAAAGAUACGUCAAAGCAUGUAAUUCAUCUGUGUAUAGCAUUUUUUCUGUUACUUAAUAUUGUAGGCAAUAUGAUAUAUGGAAUGUUAACUGAUAGUAGUAUUAAAGGAAAAAUGUUAGAUAGUAAACAAACAUCAGACUGGAGCUUGUGUGCCGUGUGCGAGUGUCUGCGACCGCCUCGCGCGUGGCACUGUAACAUUUGUAACAUAUGCAUAUUAAAAAGAGAUCAUCACUGCACCUACCUUACUUCUUGUGUUGGAUAUUUUAACUAUAGAUAUUUUAUACUUUUAACUCUUUACAUAUUCAUCGCUAUGGUGUAUGCAUUUUACUAUAAUCUUAAGUUUUUGGCUACUUUUAUAUCAUGGAACCAUGGACUGGCAAUCAUUCGAUUCAUUUUUCCACUAGCAAAUUUUGUAGUAGAUGCUAGCUCUGAAAGUUUGUAUAUUUUUAUAGUUGUCAUUAAUUUCAUAGUAGCCAUGUUUACAGGAUUUUUAGCUUACUAUCAUUUUAGUAAUGUCUUUAAAGGUCAAACUACACCAGAGAGAAAAUAUGAUGAGUGUAAUUACAAUAAAGGAUGGAGAAGGAAUUUAAUAGAAGUAUUUGGUGUAAGAUGGUACUUGACAUGGAUUUCGCCAUUUAUUCAGAGCCCAUUGCCAGGUGAUGGCAUACAAUGGCUUGAUGAAGAUAAAUACAAAUAAAUGUAUAGUGUUGAUGAC